Messenger RNA from Dermacentor andersoni, 6460 nucleotides. RefSeq names its product MAP/microtubule affinity-regulating kinase 3-like. Gene Ontology annotation, cellular component: cytoplasm. Gene Ontology annotation, biological process: intracellular signal transduction; protein phosphorylation; microtubule cytoskeleton organization. Lineage: Eukaryota; Metazoa; Arthropoda; Arachnida; Ixodida; Ixodidae. The record is from RefSeq and is a predicted model, not a curated record. Gene Ontology annotation, molecular function: tau-protein kinase activity; ATP binding.
CGAUCGGAAGCCCAUUCGGGGCUUCGAACGUAAACAUUGCAGUGUAAAAUGUGCGACUAGACCUGGCGAACACAGAAGCACGACACACGGCCGGUCUUUCUCCCCGUCAGCCCCUUUGCAGAAUCACCUGUUGCAGCCGGCGGGGGCGAACAGCACAGCCAGGUGAAGCCACGCUCACAAAAACUCGCUCUCGCAACGUGCACCUCACUGAGCCACUGCGCUGUGCAGCGUCCUUUGUUGCUGGCGUACUGCUGAUAUUUUCAUUGGGGGCUUGCCUUUUGUUGCCUGGCUGCUGCGAUGGCUGGCGGCUGCCGGCGCGGCGUGUUUGAGUCACGUGACCGCGCUGACUCAUAGCAAGUGACCAAUCAACGCGGUGCGCAGCCGACAAUCCGGGCCUGCCAAUCUGCGCACGGCGCGCAGCGCAGCUCCCGUUCUUGCUUUUGUUUCUUUUUCUUUAAGCUCGUUUUUUUUUUUCCUUGCGUUAGAUGGCCGCCAUAUUGUGCGACAUGGCAGCAUCAAUGUGAUCGCCGUGCGAGAGCUCGGACUGCCCUCCGUUUUUCUUUUCCGUUUCUUCAGAACGGUCGGCCGUGUGAAGAUUUAGUUUUUAUUUUUAUUCAUUCAUUUUACCCGAGAAGUGCGCGGCUUCUCUGCUGCGGGCCUUCGUCGCCGAGAGAAGAGUCUGUGUGUGUGUGCCGAUGCGAGAAACUGUGCGCGGCGGCGUCCUCCGAAUUUCCCCUCGUGGACGAUAGCCCCGUAAUGGGUUGCGAGGCGGCAGCAGCAGCAGCGGUGGCGCUAGGCCUAGCGUGUUGCUGCCCCGGACCGGAAAAGUCGCUGGCUCCUCCGUCGUCGUCUGACCGCGCCGCCGCCGGCAUCGUGAACGUCGGCGCCGCCGUCCGCACCGGAUCCGCCGCCAUCGGUGUGUGCAUGUGAGCCGGUGUGUUCGCGUCGCCCCUCCCGCCACCCCGACCCUCCCGAGUGCUUCAUCUCCCGGGAGCCGCUAGACAGUUGUUUCAAACCUGGAUGACGGCUCCGAGGCCACGGCAGAGGCACACGCCUUGGUGGGAUAAUGCUCGUGCGCGAGUCUCCAGCGCUGGAUCGCACCGGUUUGUUGCUGCGACGACCGCGCGAAGGGCGACUGUGGUGAAGAUUCGCCGCCUGCCUAGGUAGGUAGGCUCACAGAGGCACAGUAAAGUUGCGCCCCCUCACAGUCGCCAUGUCCAGUGUGCGGACCCCUCUGCAGACCGUCCAUGAGUCGGUCACGACCGACCAGGGCCCAAUUUUUAAGUCUCCUAAACUCCCUACGGGAGAGGAGGUGUCGGUGCUUGCGCCACGCACGACGUCGGCGCCGCGCAGCCGCACCUCCGAGGAGCCGCACAUUGGCCGCUACCGACUGCUCAAGACUAUUGGCAAGGGGAACUUUGCUAAGGUCAAGCUGGCCAAGCAUGUGCCCACAGGUAAAGAGGUGGCCAUCAAGAUCAUCGACAAAACCCAGCUGAACCCGUCAAGUCUGCAGAAACUUUUCCGAGAGGUUCGCAUCAUGAAGAUGCUUGACCACCCAAACAUAGUCAAGCUGUACCAGGUGAUCGAGACUGAGAAGACGCUCUAUCUGGUCAUGGAGUAUGCCAGCGGCGGUGAGGUCUUCGACUACCUCGUCGCCCAUGGCCGCAUGAAGGAGAAGGAGGCGCGUGCCAAGUUUCGCCAGAUAGUGUCGGCCGUGCAGUACUGCCACCAAAAGCGAAUCAUCCAUCGCGACCUCAAGGCCGAAAACCUGCUCCUGGACGGUGAGAUGAACAUCAAGAUUGCCGACUUUGGCUUCAGCAACGAGUUUGUGCCUGGCAUGAAGCUGGACACAUUCUGCGGCAGCCCACCGUAUGCGGCACCAGAGCUCUUCCAGGGCAAGAAGUAUGAUGGGCCCGAGGUGGACGUUUGGAGCCUGGGCGUUAUCCUGUACACGCUGGUGAGCGGGUCGUUGCCCUUUGACGGGGCCAACUUGAAGGAACUGCGCGAGCGGGUGCUUCGGGGGAAGUACCGAAUCCCCUUCUACAUGUCCACCGACUGCGAAAACCUCCUCAAGAAGUUCCUUGUCCUCAACCCUGCCAAGCGAGCCACGCUUGAGGUUAUAAUGAAAGACAAAUGGAUGAACAUAGGCUAUGAAGACGAUGAGCUAAAACCCUAUUUGGAGCCUGAGACUGACUUCGGGGACUCCAAAAGGAUAGCUCUGUCUUCCCGCGCAGAGAUCCUGAUGUCGAUGGGAUACAGCCGGGAUGAGAUAGAGGAUUCCCUACGCAACAGGAAAUAUGACGACAUUAUGGCCAACUACCUGUUGCUAGGAAAGCGGACCACUGAGAAUGAGAGCUGUGAUUCGAGGUCUAGUUCCAGCUUAUCCCUUCGGACAUUGAGGCCCAGCGGCGUGGAAGCGGCGGCCGUGCCCUCGGCGCCCAACCAGUCCCCCUCCCACGUCAAGGUGCAGCGCAGUGCCUCGGCCACGGCCAACAAGCCACACCGCAGGCUCAGCCACGGCGCCACCGAAUCGGGGGCUACCACCCAGGCGGCAACCCCCAGCGCCGGCACCCCGGCGGCUGCAGGAGGGGGAGCGGCUUACAAGCGGCAGAACACAGUGGAUGUACCCCGGGAGAGCCCCGGCUCCCCUCGGGCGGCCCCCAAAACGGCCCUAAAGAAAGCGGGCUCGGGUGGCACCACGGCGCCGCUGGCCUCCUCGGCCACCAACGCGACGAGCAGUCCCUCCAAGGCAGCGGCGCCGGUAGCCGUGCGCAAGGCCCCCAACUCAGCGCCCAACUACAUCAAGGCGAACCUGAGUGGCAUACCCCGGCGCAACACCUACAACUACGCCGAGGCCAAGGCUGGAAGCCCCGCUACCAUCGACGCACCCGCCAGCAACAGCUCACUGCUGGAGGAGGUUGGGGGCGGGGCGACGCCAAUGCGAGCCCGAGGUCACACCAAGUCGGCCUCGGUGUCGUGCACCGGCCGCUCCUCCGACCUGGUGCCUCUCUGCCCUUCCGACCCGCUCAGGCCGCCCAGUGCGGGAGGGGCCAAGAGCGGAGGCGGGGCCGUGCAGGGCAGCCUGGCGGCGUCCCCGCUGCCGUCGCACACGAACCGGCCCUUCCCUAGGGGGACUGUGAACCGCAGCACCUUUCACAGCGGCCAGACGCGCCGCACCUACAAUGGACCGGGCUCAGGCGGCUCGAGUUUGCCCCAACAGUCGCAGGACACGUCCAGCGUCUCGGGACGGCAGUCCUUCUUCAGCAAGCUCUCCUCCAAGUUCAGCAAGAGAACUGAUUUGCCAAACAAUAUUGCUGCCAGCUACAAUGCUACACCACCACCUUUGCCACGAGAGCUUAGGACAAGGACGAUGAACGAGGAGCAAGUUAAGCCCCGGUCACUGCGUUUCACCUGGAGCAUGAAGACGACGUCAUCGAGGGACCCCGCUGAGAUCAUGCAGGAGAUCCGCAAGGUCCUCGACAAGAACAACUGCGACUACGAACAGCGCGAGAAGUUCCUGCUGUUGUGCGUGCAUGGCGACCCCAACACGGACUCGCUCGUCCAGUGGGAGAUCGAGGUGUGCAAGCUGCCGCGGCUGUCGCUCAACGGGGUGCGCUUCAAGCGCAUCUCGGGCACAUCUAUUGGCUUCAAGAACAUUGCCUCCAAGGUGGCCAACGAGCUCAAACUUUAAUGACUCUGUCCACCGCCGUGUGGUAGAAGAAAGAAAAGUUCUGCUGCUGCUGCUGCCGCUGCCACCGCCGCUUUGGGCACGGGGAGCCCUCCUCGUGUGGGCCAUGGCGGUGGUGCUCAACUUGCCUCUUCGCCCCGACCACCGGUGGCCCUUGCAACCUGCGGCAAGACAUCCCGCUGCAACGACGUCUAGGUGUACUUUGUGUGCGGGGGCUUGGCCUGGCUCUGUUCCUGCUUGACAUUGAUAUUUUCUUUUUCCAUUUUGUGUUGCACUUGCAAGAAAGGGAUUACGCAUCGCUUGUACCAUUCUUUCUUUUUUUUUUUUUUUUCUUCCUCCUCUUAGUGUUCAGGCUGUUCAUCGGUAAAGGGUGAGGCAGGGAUUUUAAUUUGCUGCAAGCGUGGAUUUGCAGCAUGCUGCAAGACGACAGUGUCGUCUCCUGCUUCUGAGCCUUGGCGGGCUUUCAACGAGCUCUCGUCUUGCUCAGACGGGCACGAAUUGAAGCAGCGUCGUAGCCCUCUUGCCAGGGAGCAGAAGGGCGCCGUUGGCGACGCUCCUCCCAUACGAUGGAGGGAAGGCAUACGUCACAAAAGGACAGGCCUGCUGCACCUGUCCCCUUUUUGUCGAGUGUCGCGCUGGCAGAAAGUACUGAACUGUGUUGUACUCCUCACCUGACCCCCUUGGCAAGGCUUGCCUCCUCCCAAACCGAUUCCCUGCGAUAACGGACUCGAGGCUGGAUGUGCGUUUAAGUGUGUGCAAGUCAUGACUGAUGUGUGUGUAUGUGCAUAUUUUUUUUUUACCUAGGCCCACUCCAUUCUUUUUUUCUCUUUGGGAUGUAUGUGUACAUAAGAAAGCAACGAGGUUGACAUGAGCAUGGACUGGCUGUUGUGAUUGCGUAGCGGCAAUUUCUGGCUCUCCUCUGUGGACACCAAACGAUGCUGCUGGGAGCCUCACACUUCACACACCACAUGAACUUGAAAUAAUGGCCAUUUAAAAGACUUCUCAGGCCAUAUUCGUAACAGGAACACAGCAGUUGCUUGCCCAAGGUUCUCCGUGCAUGCGCUGCCUCAGUGGUAUUGAGGCCCUGAGGCAGCUCAUUUCCCCUCCCCCCCCCCCCCUUUUUUUUUUGGUGUUCACAUCAUUCACCUGUUGGCCAGGACACCUACACCCCCCCACCCCCACCCCCCCCCCACCCCACAUAAGAAAACCUUUGGAACCUUGGCAGCACUGUGUAGGCGCUUGACAAGCUUAUUACAGACAAAGGUUUCUUCCUUCAGCAACCCGUCUCACUGAACGUGACGGCAUGCUAGCCCAGAGAGCAACUUUCAAGGAGGCUUGAAAAUUGCUGCAUUUCGAGAAUUAAGGUGAACAGAUGGCGUGCUGUAUUGUCGUCAGGAGAGGGAGGGGAGUUGCACUACGAGGGAGAAUGCAAACUAGGGGAGUAAAUGAUAGGUGCACUCUGCACCCAUUCUCUCAAGGUUACUUAUUUCACUGUGUGCAAAGGCCUGUCAACAUGUCGCGACCGAAAACAUCGGGUGCGCUCGCUUAAUUACCUUGCGUUUGCUUUUUUUCAAAUCCACCAAGCAGGAAUCGUGCGUGCCGCAAGACUUCAUUUCGACUAUUGCUUUUGACCUAGCGAAAGCGCGUGCUUGGCUCCGUUUUGCAUUUUUGUUGCCCAUCUUACCGUAUGGUGUAUGCAGCACCACAGCGUCAUUUCAUAACCUUUUCAUCGAGGCCACCGUGUCUUUCCAGCAUCGGCUUGGGGAACGGUGCUUCUUAUCAAGACGAGAAGUGGCAAUGUGCGAUAGGUGGGAACAAGUUACUGCUUCAGGUGUUUAAUUAGUAAAGAAGCUGUUAUGAAGCUCACAUCGAAAGCACUCCGUGGCAAGCAGUAUUGAGUUCAUUCUUUCCCAACUGAAUGAUUUGGGAAAUUUUCACCGAGGUCACGCGAAGCAGCACGGGAUGUGCAGAAUGGGUUAUACGUUUCAUUGCUAGGAUGAACUUGUACUUUACCGUAGACACCGAGAGAACGCCGCCCAUAGCUUCUGCCUUGGUUGGCAAACACCCCGUUUUUCCGGCCAGAGGGAGCUGUCACUUUUGUUAGACGUUUACUUAGCUCAAGGAGUCCUAUUCAUUUCUUCCCCACUUCGUUUUUUUUUUUUUUUUCGUCCUUGUGUAUCAAACAAAGUGCGCCACUUAAAUGUGUUGGCCGCCGUUAGCCACCUUGUACAUACGAUCAGCAUUCUUUUUCCCACACGGCUCCUCCCUGUGUAAAUAGUGGGCAAGAAGACCUCUCUUUUCAAGGGGGAGGUGGGGGGGAGGGACGCUACUGCAUUUCGAGCUAGAGUGCAGUUACCAGUGUUGGUGGUGCGAUCAGUUGACAAUUUUUGCUUUCACACACACACACACACACCAUUGUUUUAACAAGACAUGGCGCUUUAGUUAUUUUUCUUGUCCUAGUAGGCUGCUGCACGAACUGGACUUGUUGUUUGGCCCUGUUUCUUGCAAAAGAUGCUUUCAGGGCUCUGGCAGCGAACAAGAUGACGCAGGGUGUACAUAGCUGCUGCCCUGUAUGUGUUUCUUGGUGCGGCUGCCAUGGCAAAGUGUGACCAGUGCUAGCAGGUUUCCCAACUUUUUUUUUUUCCAAGGAAAUUGGUUAUAACUAGUUCAGUGUAAAUAUCUGGAGCUUUCAUAAUUACACAAGUAAGUGCUAGGGAAGUUUCUAGUGUAUAAUUUAUCUAAAAACAAAUAAAGGGUCCUUCAAGUACCUGU